CUAGACACAAUCAGUAAAAGCUUCUCUGCUCCUUUUUUUCCUUCAGAACAUGGCAUUGACGAGGAAUGUUUUCAUCUCUUGGACGAGGAUACUUUGAAGGAGUUAAUUCCAAGGAUUGGAACACGACUUCGAUUCAAACAGAAGCUGUCAUUGAACAGGAAUGCUGUAUCGGAUGCAUCUCCACCAACCGAUAUGACUGGCACCAGCGAUGACACAGAAAAUGAUAACAUACACGUCCCAAUAGAAUCUAGCUCAACUUUUCAUUCAGAAUCAGAUUGUAGUCCAGUCCAGCAUUCUACGCUUUUAAAUCUCUCACCAAGUUCAGUUCCCAGUGGCAGUAAAAUAUGUGCACAUCCAGUAUCAACUAAGUUUCAUGAUUUUAAGACUUUCCUAUGCAGCCAGAAUGGUGGUAGAUCUUUGUUAGCGGAUGUACAGAAGCUUGGGUUCGCCCCAACAGUGUUGAGGAAAAGACUUGUGAAAAUAGCAACUGGUUUUUUAUUUGAAAAAUGCGGAAAAUUUCCCAAAACAGAGGACACGGAGGAACUUGCCAUUGUGAUUAUCACAGUCAUACCGUGUCUGAGGAAUCCGAAGGGACAGGGCUUUGAAGAAUUUUACCAAAGGGCUCGAGGUGGUCGACCUGCAAAGGGCUUUAUCAAUGACCGUAUAUACAAUGUUCACAAAGAGGAGGCAAAACUGAAGAUGGUUAAGAAAAGGGUCCAAUUACCUGAAACAGUCCCUGCUGAAGAGGUGUUGUCUGUUGCAGAAUGCCAGAUUCUACCCGAAAAAGAGUAUAAGGAAAUGACAGCAUGGCUGAAACACAACAUUGAACCGGCAUCCAAAGUUUCGGACCUGAUGGCUAAAACCGCAACAAAUCGUCACCGUGAGAUCUGUGAGAACAAAGAGUUGAAAGCGAAGGAUAUUUUGGCAUCAUUUCCAAGGCUUUUGGAGAGAGGAAUGGUAUGUAUGACUAUGAGUCUAAUGAGACAUGUUGUUUCUUGCAGAGGUACUUGGUGACGUGUCCGGCCAGGACACUGAAGGACGGAGAAGGAAUAUGUG
This is a messenger RNA of Lineus longissimus, 1056 nucleotides long. RefSeq lists its product as uncharacterized. The transcript is spliced from 6 exons. The coding region runs from base 193 to 1014 and encodes 273 amino acids. The record is from RefSeq and is a predicted model, not a curated record. NCBI's taxonomy places the organism in Eukaryota, Metazoa, Nemertea, Pilidiophora, Heteronemertea, Lineidae.